AGAAUGCAACUAGAAUUCCUAUAUUAUUUCCACAGGGAAUGCCAACUGCAGAAGAGGCAUAUAAUUUCUUUGUUAGUAGUAUGGACACUGAUGACAUGGAAGCACCAACAGAYCAGACUCAAGAACUUCAGGAUCUUGGAAUCCUCUUUUGGGGCAAACCACCUCGUACCCCAAAAUCCAAACAACUUGAGAUKGAGUCAGCACUUUACAAAGUGCCUAGUGUCUUGCCUGUUCCUUUUGAAAAGAAAGUUCCUGAAGGAAGGCAGCCAAGAUAUCUAGAAGAUGAAGGAUUUUAUGUAGGCAGACCUCCCCCUGUYAGCUUUGCUAACCUCAAUGUGAUGGAAGACAGACUUUCUGGAACUGAUAAGCUUUCUGGAUUUCCCAUCAACAUGCCGUUCACUGACAUUCCCCCUGUACUUGAUGCUGUUUAUAGCACAGGGGUACAUACUAUAGAAGACCCUGAUAUAGAAUUCGCACUUGCCACCCAUAUACACCCCUAUCCUCACGGAGUUAUGUCCCUAUGGGUGUAUGUAGGGACGUUAAAGCGUAAAGGAGCUUAUUGA
Exaiptasia diaphana is the source of this 563-nucleotide messenger RNA. RefSeq names its product coiled-coil and C2 domain-containing protein 2A. The transcript has 4 exons. The record is from RefSeq and is a predicted model, not a curated record. Gene Ontology annotation, biological process: non-motile cilium assembly; protein localization to ciliary transition zone. NCBI's taxonomy places the organism in Eukaryota, Metazoa, Cnidaria, Anthozoa, Actiniaria, Aiptasiidae. Gene Ontology annotation, cellular component: ciliary transition zone. Bases 39 to 563 code for a protein of 174 amino acids.